This is a messenger RNA of Panicum hallii, 1502 nucleotides long. RefSeq lists its product as uncharacterized. The transcript is spliced from 8 exons. The record is from RefSeq and is a predicted model, not a curated record. Lineage: Eukaryota; Viridiplantae; Streptophyta; Magnoliopsida; Poales; Poaceae. Bases 542 to 1060 code for a protein of 172 amino acids.
ACCAGGUCAGAUUGGCACUGAUCAUAUUUAUAGUGGGCCGGACCGGACUAGUGUUAUACUUUUUCUUGCCGUGCUCAGUGAAGCCUACCGGACCGAGCCCAUUUGGCCAUCUAUACCGUUCCCCCAGUUCGGCAGCUCCCCGUCGUUUCCUUCCUCUCUUCCCGGGGGCUCGAGCCCCCUGUCCCGCACGCCGCCAUGGAGGCACGCCGCUCCUCUAGACCCGGGUCGCGGUCCAGACCCCACGGACCCGAACCCAAAGUCGAGCGCGCGCUCGUGGUCGAGCCGUUGAGCCCUCUGCUUUCUUGCUCGCUGGCUACGAUCUCCAAGCGCGUGCCUCCCGCCUCCGCCCCCAACCCCUAUAUAAACCUCCGUAGAAUGCAGCGCAGCAGCACGGACCCCCUCCCUCGGAUCAAGAAGCUUCUUCUGCAAGAAGGCGCGGCCGCGCGGGGGAAGAAGAGCCGUGUUGCUGGCCUCUCGGAGAGCAAGAGCUCUUCCAGGAAGGGGAGGCCGAGAGGCUUGGGGCAGUUCGGGGUCCAAGAUAAUGUCGGGCGUCAUCCUCGAUCCCGACGAGGGCACCUUUGAGGACUGCAAGGAUGAAGCCACGGCGAUCUUUUUUGUAGAUGGUGUUGUCGAUAUGAGAGGGAUAGUUUCUGAUUGGAAUGCAAUUGCCAUUUCUUGGGUGUUCUCAAUUGUAGAAGAACUGGUAAAGCACUGCCACGGGCGCAUCAUCCAUUGUGAUGCCUCUACCUAUGCUACUGGAUUCCGUGAGAUCCGUUUGAUGGUUGACCAGUCUGGGGAACCUGUAGUCCUCCCUGCAAUAACACCUGCUGAGCACUUCAGCGUCAUUGUACACCCAGUUGCAAGUGGGCUUCCAUAUAUCGCAUAUCUUCUUGAGAGCAUGGAAGCUUUUCACGGCAACAGAGUGAUUGGCAUUACAGGAAUCUGCACAGAUAGUCAAUCCGAUGGUAUAGACUACUGCAUUCGGAUAGUCGAAGAGCUUAAAAGAAAUGAAAAUGCAAUGGAAGUUGCUGGAACUUUCACUCGCGUUGCAAGCUUCUGAGGUGGCCCCUGGUGGUGCGGCACAGCGGCAGUAGCAGCUUUCAAAAUGGAUCUUCGAUAUGAUUGGCUUUGAGCAGAAGGGUGUACAGCAUGGAAUGCUCCGAUCGUAGCAGAGGUCCUGAAGAUAUAGUAAUCUUGUGUACAUGGUGGUCGUAGGUUCAUUCAUCCCCACCCUCUCCUGCGCAAACGUGGCCGCAGAUAGAUGCCACCGGGUGCAGACUGUUAAGGACAUAUAGUAGGCUGAGACCUUGUUGCCAGUAUGUGAGGUUUUCCACAAGAAUGGCGUGGGUAAAACGGUAACUGCUGGCACGGAGCACAGAAUAUUUGUGGAUGUGUGCUUUUACAAGUCAGAACAGCAUCGUAGUCAUAGGCAUCCAGAAAUGUAGAAUCUCUUAAAAUGUUCAUGUGAAAUGCUUCACUUCAAAUGUAGCGAGUACAGUACU